GCACCUCUAUUUAAGUGGCUCCUCAGAUGAACUCAAAUCUCCGAGGACACGUUUUUUUUUUACCAGAAGGCAGUUGCUACCAAACAAGAUGGGAAACGUACAGUGUAACCUCAAAAAGAAACAAAAAAUCAAGCCGAAGAAACUUCUGCUGGCCCCUACAAUUCACCCAUAUGCUGACUUCAAUGCAGCCAAGGAUGCUAAAGACCUUAGGAAGGCAUGCAAAGGACUAGGCACAGAUGAAGAUAAAAUCAUUGACAUUUUGGCAAAUCGCACUGCCAAGCAACGUCACGAGAUCAAGGAAGAGUACAAGCGUUCAUUUGGAGAUGACCUGGUCGAUGUGCUCAAGGGUGAGCUGAAGGGCGACUUGGAGAAGGUGGUGCUGGCGCUCAUGGACCUGCCGGCUGUGUACGAUGCCAAGGAGCUGCGCAAGGCCAUGAAGGGUGCUGGCACGGAUGAGGAAGUGCUCGUGGAGAUCCUUUGCACCCGCACCAACAAGCAAAUCCAAAGAAUGCGUCUCGUUUACAAUGAACUUUUUGACAGGGACCUUGAGUCAGACCUGAAGAGUGAGACCAGCGGUGCGGUGGAGAAGCUUUUGGUCGCCCUGGUACAGGGGAAUCGUGAUGAAAGCACCGAUGUGAAUAUGUCGUUGGCCAACAGUGAUGCCAAGGAGCUUCACGAGGCAGGAAAAGGGCACUGGGGAACGGACGAGAUGGCAUUCAACUCGGUGCUGGCAACGAGAAACAUGAUGCAGCUGCGUGCCACCUUCAAGGCUUACAAAACGAACCAUGGAGAGGACAUUGAAGAUGUCGUCAAGAGUGAAACAUCUGGGAUGCUGCAGGAUGCUUACCUGGCUAUUGUCCACUGUGCAGAGGAUGCGCAGGAAUACUUUGCAAAGAAGCUAUACAAGUCGAUGAAAGGGGUUGGCACAGAUGAUGAUACACUCAUCCGUUGCAUUGUCAGCCGUUCCCAGAUUGACUUGGGCACCAUCAAAGACACCUUCCAGAAAAAAUAUGAGAAGACACUUGCCUCCUAUGUUGCUGGCGACUGCAGUGGAGACUACAAGAAGAUACUGCUGGCUGUCAUACAUUAAACCUUGCACAGAAUGUUUAACCUGCAGACCGAAUGACAAUGCAUCCAUUCAACGUGUUUUUACAAAUGGCACAAGGCCAAUUUCCAUAGUUUCCCCCAGUUAAUUCUCUUGGCCGUUUUUAGUGCACUUAAGAUGAUAUAGCAGAAGAUGAGUAGAUUGUCAGUUUAAUUUUUGACGAUAGACUGAUUUGAGUGUGAUUUUUUUAAAAGCAUUAAAUGUAUUCUACAUAUCAGUUCCAAUAAAAUGCUCAAGCCCCCCAUAA
Molecule: messenger RNA, 1352 nt
Organism: Lethenteron reissneri (Far Eastern brook lamprey)
Lineage: Eukaryota; Metazoa; Chordata; Hyperoartia; Petromyzontiformes; Petromyzontidae
Product: annexin A13-like
Cellular component (GO): nucleus; vesicle membrane; cytoplasm
Molecular function (GO): phosphatidylserine binding; calcium-dependent phospholipid binding; calcium ion binding
Source: RefSeq, a predicted model, not a curated record